CAAUCUCAGAUGGCAACUGUCGAGCAGUAGUCACUAUUUUAAUUAACGUUUUACACUAUUCAUUUUAUAUUUUUAUAGUCUGCAAUUCGGUUAAAAUUCGCUGCGUUUUUAAUUAAUGGACAGUUUAUUUAAAGUAUCCAUGAUUUACAUUUCUUGAUUACCGUGGCGUAGCGCUUACGUGUUGCGUUGGGCAUUCAGUGUGCAUUGGAAUGCAAUUGCUUGUGUGCCAGCAGCGAAACUUGUUAGCUGGCAACGCUGCUUGCACUCACUAAAACCUGCAUGACAUUUGUUGUGUGUGUCUCAAGGAAAAAGUGAAGAAAAUCAAAUAUAAAAAUUGCUGGACCCACACUUAGACACGCGCAAUGUCUUGUGCCGCAACCUUAUCGGCGGCCAAAGAUUCAACAAAUGCUGCUGCAAGUGGUUCUUCAUCUUCGACCACAUCUGUGGGCGUGGUAGUCAGCGGAGGCAGUACUGUAACUGCAGGUGUGGGUAAUGGUAGUAGUGGCAGUGGCAGCGGUGGCAGUGGAGCUGGCUCAGCUGCGGCAGUCGCUCGACGUUUCUCCAUGGAGGGAGUUGGUGCGCGUGUAAUUCGUGGCCCGGACUGGAAAUGGAACAAACAGGAUGGCGGCGAGGGGCACGUGGGCACUGUGCGCAACUUUGAGUCGGCCGAGGAGGUGGUCGUUGUCUGGGACAAUGGCACGGCCGCCAAUUAUCGCUGUGCCGGCGCCUACGAUCUGCGCAUAUUGGACAGCGCUCCGACGGGCGUCAAGCAUGAGGGCACCAUGUGCGAUACCUGCAGACAGCAGCCAAUCUUUGGCAUACGCUGGAAGUGUGCCGAGUGCAUCAACUACGACGUCUGUUCCAUUUGCUAUCAUGGCGACAAGCAUCAUUUGCGUCAUCGCUUCUAUCGGAUCAGUACGCCGGGCGGAGACCGUACCAUGGUGGAGCCACGCCGCAAGGCCAAGAAGGUGCUGGUACGCGGCAUCUUUCCAGGUGCUCGUGUGGUGCGGGGCGUCGACUGGCAGUGGGAGGAUCAGGAUGGCGGUGUUGGACGGCGUGGGAAGGUGAAUGAGAUUCAGGACUGGUCAUCCGCAUCGCCCCGCUCAGCGGCCUAUGUGAUCUGGGAUAAUGGCUCAAAGAACCUGUAUCGCGUGGGCUUCGAGGGCAUGGCGGAUCUUAAAGUGGUCAACGAUGCCAAGGGCAGCAAUGUUUAUCGUGAUCAUUUGCCGCUGCUGGGCGAGAAUGGCCCUGGCAAGGGGCCACAUGGCUUUCAAAUCGGAGACAAGGUCACUGUGGAUCUGGAUCUGGAGAUUGUGCAAUCGCUGCAGCAUGGGCAUGGCGGCUGGACAGAUGGCAUGUUCGAGUGCCUGAGCAAUGCGGGCAUGGUCGUUGGCAUCGAUGAGGAUCACGACAUUGUUGUUGCCUACAAUUCCGGAAAUCGCUGGACUUUCAACCCGGCUGUGCUGACUAAGGUGUCGUCGCCAACCACUGCACCGCCGGAGUUCCAAGUUGGCGACAUUGUCAAGAUUUGUUCGGAUGUGGAGAGCAUCAAAAUACUGCAGCGUGGCCAUGGCGAAUGGGCCGAUGCCAUGCAAUUGACCCUGGGCAAAAUUGGACGUGUUCAGCAGGUGUAUCACGAUAAUGAUCUGAAGGUAGAGGUGGGCAACACCUCUUGGACCUACAAUCCACUGGCAGUCUCGAAGGUGGUCUCCACCAGCGGCGCCGGCACUGGCGUUGCAACAACGGCCGAUGGCAACUGUGCUCCAAUCAUACCCAGCGGCGAACGGCUCUCUGCGAUUCUCAAGAAACUCUUCGAGCCCAAUGUUUCCGGUGAUGCUACCGAGGAAUUUGUCAAGGCAGCAGCCAAUGGAUUUGCAGCGCGUUGUGAGGAGUAUUUGGCUGGUGCAGCACAGCCUUCGACUUCUAGCGCAGCGGCAGCCGCAGCUGCAGGCAGUCCGAGCGGCGGCCCUGUGCCGGAGGUUAAUGUGAAUGGUGUCUUUGCGGGUCACACGGCGUUGCAGGCAGCGAGCCAGAAUGGUCACAUUGAGGUGAUUCAAGUUCUGCUGAGGCAUUCUGUUGAUGUGGAGAUUGAGGACAAGGACGGCGAUCGUGCAGUGCAUCAUGCGGCCUUUGGCGAUGAAGCAGCCGUAAUUGAAAUUCUGGCUAAAGCUGGAGCGGAUCUAAAUGCACGUAAUAAACGGCGCCAGACGUCACUGCAUAUUGCCGUCAACAAGGGGCAUCUGAAUGUGGUGAAGACGCUGCUCACGCUGGGCUGUCAUCCCAGCUUGCAGGACUCCGAAGGCGAUACGCCACUCCAUGACGCCAUAUCAAAGGAGCAUGAUGAGAUGCUGUCGCUUCUGCUGGACUAUGGAGCUGACAUCACGCUGAACAACAACAAUGGAUUCAAUGCGCUGCAUCAUGCCGCUCUUAAAGGCAAUCCCAGCGCCAUGAAAAUAUUAUUGACGAAAACGAAUCGUCCCUGGAUCGUCGAGGAGAAAAAGGACGACGGCUACACUGCAUUACAUUUGGCUGCACUCAACAAUCAUGUGGAAAUAGCCGAACUAUUGGUUCACAUGGGCAAGGCGAAUAUGGACAGACAGAAUGUAAACCAGCAGACGGCGCUGCACUUGGCCGUUGAGCGGCAGCAUGUGCAGAUCGUUAAGCUGCUGGUGCAGGAUGGCGCCGAUUUGAAUAUAGCAGAUAAGGAUGGCGAUACGCCGCUGCAUGAGGCACUGCGCCAUCAUACACUGUCGCAGCUAAAGCAGCUGCAGGAUGUUGAGGGCUUUGGCAAGCUGCUGAUGGGUCUACGCAAUGCAAACAACAAAAAGGCAUCCGCAUCGAUUGCCUGCUUUCUGGCGGCCAACGGUGCUGACUUAACGCUCAAGAAUCGAAAAAUGCAAACACCGCUGGACCUGUGUCCAGAUCCGAAUCUCUGCAAGACGUUACUCAAGUGCUACAACGAGCGUAAAACCGAUGAUGCCGAGCUGCCGGGUAAUGUGGCUGGCACAAGUCUCAAUGCACGCGCGCGUGCCCAAAGCGCUGCGGUAGCUGGAAGUGCAGCUGGUAUGCACCAGUCGGCCACGGCAAAUAUUCCACUCAACACUGUUGCCUCGGGCAGUGCCUUCGGGCUGAACGGGCUCAGUCAUGACAUGGCGCAAUCGUUGCACGUGGAAAGCAGCAGCAGCAGCAAAAACACGACCGCAGGCGGUGGCUGUGUUGGCAGCAUCAGCAACACCAACAACAAGGUCACCAGCGUGGAGGAGUGCCUGGUCUGUUCGGAUGCCAAGCGGGACACAGUGUUCAAGCCCUGCGGCCAUGUGAGUUGCUGCGAAACUUGUGCUCCGCGUGUGAAGAAGUGCCUCAUCUGCCGCGAGACAGUGGCCUCACGUGAGAAAAUCGACGAGUGCGUCGUCUGCUCGGACAGGCGCGCUGCUGUCUUCUUUCGUCCCUGCGGCCACAUGGUGGCCUGUGAGCACUGCAGUGCGUUGAUGAAGAAGUGCGUCCUCUGCCGCACCCAAAUCGAUGAAAUGCUCUCAUACACGCUCUGCUGCGGCGGUGCGGGGCCAGUCGAGAAGGUCUAUGUGGCCGGCACCGUCUGCUUGACCGCGCCCGAGGAAAAGCUUCUGGAGCCGGCGUGUGUGAACACCUCGGGCCAUAGCGUGGCCAUGAACAACACGGUGGUCACUCCAGUGGCUGGCAGUAGCAAUCAGCUGAAUAGCCAGAACAACAUAUUAAAUGCUGCAGCAGCUGCGAAUCUCACGAAUCUACCAGCAGGCAUGGGUGCACCUGCUGCAGGCGCCGUCAACAAUUUCCAAAUGGACGAUGUGCAAAAGCUGAAGCAACAGCUACAAGACAUAAAGGAGCAGGUGAGUCAC
Molecule: messenger RNA, 3875 nt
Organism: Drosophila navojoa
Lineage: Eukaryota; Metazoa; Arthropoda; Insecta; Diptera; Drosophilidae
Gene: mib1
Product: E3 ubiquitin-protein ligase mind bomb 1
Biological process (GO): protein ubiquitination; endocytosis; Notch signaling pathway
Cellular component (GO): cytoplasm
Molecular function (GO): protein binding; zinc ion binding; ubiquitin-protein transferase activity
Source: RefSeq, a predicted model, not a curated record